Populus trichocarpa (black cottonwood) is the source of this 2020-nucleotide messenger RNA. Its product is annotated as ammonium transporter 1 member 1. NCBI's taxonomy places the organism in Eukaryota, Viridiplantae, Streptophyta, Magnoliopsida, Malpighiales, Salicaceae. Gene Ontology annotation, molecular function: ammonium channel activity. The transcript has a single exon. Bases 165 to 1670 code for a protein of 501 amino acids. Gene Ontology annotation, biological process: ammonium transmembrane transport; ammonium homeostasis. The record is from RefSeq and is a predicted model, not a curated record. Gene Ontology annotation, cellular component: membrane.
AAAAGACUUAUCGGAUCUAAUUGUUUUUCCACAUUUUCUCCCCUAUAUAUAAGGAUCUUGAACAACAACCUUAGAGUUCUGCUAUAACUCUCCAUCUCCUACCCCUCUGCCCCCUCUCUCCAUCUCUAUUUGCCAGAGACUCUGACAUCCUUCACUCCAAAAUCAUGGCUUCCAUGACCUGCUCAGCGGGCGAUCUUGCUCAGUUACUGGGUUCCAACGUUACUAACUCCACCGGGGCUGCUGAUUUCAUCUGCUCCCAAUUCAACACCGCGGCUGACAACUUCUCCGCCACCCAAUAUGCUGUGGACAACACAUAUCUCCUCUUCUCCGCCUACCUUGUGUUCUCCAUGCAACUUGGCUUCGCCAUGCUCUGUGCAGGCUCCGUACGUGCCAAAAACACCAUGAACAUCAUGCUCACAAAUGUUCUUGACGCUGCAGCCGGUGGCCUCUUUUAUUACCUCUUUGGUUUUGCGUUUGCCUUCGGGACUCCCUCCAAUGGGUUCAUUGGCAAACACAACUUUGGUCUUAAGAAUUUCCCUUCUUCUUCUUUUGAUUACAGCUACUUUCUUUAUCAGUGGGCUUUUGCUAUAGCGGCUGCUGGGAUAACCAGUGGUUCAAUAGCUGAAAGAACCCAGUUUGUUGCUUAUUUGAUUUACUCUUCUUUCUUGACUGGGUUUGUUUACCCUGUUGUGUCCCACUGGUUCUGGUCUGGUGAUGGGUGGGCUAGCGCGACAAGAACAGACGGGGAUUUGUUGUUUGGUACUGGGGUUAUUGAUUUUGCAGGGUCUGGUGUGGUGCAUAUGGUGGGUGGGAUUGCUGGUCUUUGGGGUGCUCUAAUUGAAGGUCCAAGAAUCGGACGUUUUGACCAUUCAGGCAAGGCUAUUGCUUUGCGUGGUCACAGUGCUUCCCUUGUGGUUCUUGGCACUUUCUUGCUUUGGUUUGGUUGGUAUGGGUUUAAUCCUGGGUCAUUCACUAAGAUCUUGAGUGCUUACCCUGCUGGUGGCUAUUAUGGUCAAUGGAGCGCAAUUGGUAGAACUGCUGUUACAACAACCCUAGCUGGUUGCACAGCUGCUUUGACCACUCUUUUCGGUAAAAGAAUUCUGUCUGGUCAUUGGAAUGUUACUGAUGUUUGUAACGGUUUGCUUGGUGGGUUUGCUGCUAUUACUGCUGGGUGCUCCGUGGUUGAACCAUGGGCUGCUAUAAUAUGCGGGUUUGUUGCUUCUUUAGUGUUGAUUGGCUGCAACAAAUUGGCUGAGAUCCUCAAGUUUGAUGACCCGUUAGAGGCUGCACAGUUACACGGUGGAUGCGGCACUUGGGGUGUCAUCUUCACCGCCUUAUUUGCCACGGAGAAGUAUGUAAGGGAGGUUUACCCGAACAAACCGAAUCGUCCAUAUGGGUUGUUCAUGGGUGGUGGUGGAAAGCUCUUGGGUGCUCAUUUAAUACAGAUUUUGGUGAUUAUCGGAUGGGUCAGUGCAACCAUGGGCCCAUUGUUCUUUGUUCUUCGCAAGCUCAAGCUCUUGAGGAUCUCAUCUGAGGAUGAGAUGGCUGGUAUGGAUAUGACCCGGCAUGGCGGGUUUGCUUACAUUUACCAUGAUGACGAGUCUAACAAGCAUGGUUUCCAGUUGAAGAGAGUUGAGCCUACUUCUAGAACCCCUAAUGCAAACGUGUAAGAGGGACCUCAUAUUUUUUUUCCCCUUUUCUUAGGGUUAGUGUGUGUUUGAAUAUGUCGAUAAAUGUUGUAUGGAGAUAAGGAAGACUUGGACUAGAUCAAUUUGUUUCUCUGUUGAAAAUCAUGUUCAUAUAGUAAAUGUCUUGCGGUGGUUGAGAGGUAUUGGAAUUUGCAAGUCACUUGGCAAAGGGAUGAUCAUUGUGGGGAUGCUUUUGUUUUUUUUGUUUUUUUAUCUUGUCUUGAAAAGAUGCACGUGUCCACUUGUUCCCAGACGGAACGGGAAUUGUUUUGGGUUUUUUCAAGCAACGACAAACAAAAGAAAAAUAAAUCAAGCGUGGUGAUUUUUUUUUA